Ochotona curzoniae (black-lipped pika) is the source of this 2651-nucleotide messenger RNA. RefSeq names its product golgi reassembly stacking protein 1 (gene GORASP1). Gene Ontology annotation, cellular component: Golgi apparatus. The record is from RefSeq and is a predicted model, not a curated record. Lineage: Eukaryota; Metazoa; Chordata; Mammalia; Lagomorpha; Ochotonidae. Bases 61 to 1407 code for a protein of 448 amino acids. Gene Ontology annotation, molecular function: protein binding. Gene Ontology annotation, biological process: Golgi organization. The transcript has 9 exons.
GCUGGCUUGGGCCAGCCCCGCCGAGGUGGUGGACGCCAAUUUCCGAGUCCGGUCGCUGCCAUGGGCCUGGGCGCCAGCACCGAACAACCUGCCGGCGGUACCGAAGGCUUCCACCUGCACGGAGUCCAGGAGAACUCCCCUGCCCAGCAGGCGGGCCUGGAGCCUUACUUCGACUUCAUCAUCACCAUUGGGCACUCGAGGCUGAACAAAGAGAAUGACACACUGAAGGCACUGCUCAGGGCCAACGUGGAGAAGCCCGUGAAGCUGGAGGUGUUCAACAUGAAGACCAUGAAGGUGCGCGAGGUAGAGGUGGUGCCCAGCAACAUGUGGGGCGGCCAGGGCCUGCUGGGUGCCAGCGUGCGCUUCUGCAGCUUCCGAAGGGCCAGUGAGCAUGUCUGGCAUGUUCUGGACGUGGAACCCUCCUCUCCCGCCGCUCUUGCAGGCCUGCUCCCCUACACAGACUACGUGGUGGGCUCCGACCAGAUCCUCCAGGAAUCUGAAGACUUCUUCACGCUCAUCGAGUCCCACGAAGGGAAGCCCUUGAAGCUGAUGGUUUAUAAUUGCGAGUCGGACUCCUGCCGGGAGGUGACCGUAACUCCCAAUGCGGCGUGGGGUGGAGAGGGCAGCCUGGGGUGUGGCAUUGGCUACGGGUAUCUGCACCGGAUCCCAACCCAGGCACCCAGGCACAGGAAACCACCCAGUGCCCCACCACCUGGCACUCUAUCACCUGAACCCCACAUACUUGAUGCCUCACCACCUGGACCCACCCCCCAGGACCUUCCUGUGUCUUCAGACCCAGAGCUGGGUUCCAGGCAGAGUGACUAUACAGAGGCCCUGCUGCAGGCCCCUGACCCCUCCCCACAGGAUCAGCUUCCUGGGCUUACGAGUCCCAGCCACAGUGCUCUUAACCUUGGAGGAGGACUUCCUUACCCCAUGGAAACUUCCCUUCAGCCUCCACCACCACUGCAGCGAGUCAUGGACCCAGGCUUUCUGGACGUGUCCGGCAUUUCGCUCCUGGACAGCAGCAAUGCCAGCGCAUGGCCCAGCCUGCCGCCUCCCUCAGCAUCUGCCGGCAUGGCCAGCUCCACCUCAGGGCCGGAGGAUGUCUGUUCUAGCACCAGUUCUCACGAGCGGGGCGGUGAGGCCACGUGGUCCGGGUCAGAGUUUGAAGUGUCCUUCCCAGACAGCCCUGGGGCCCAGGCCCAGGCCGACCACCUGCCCCGGUUAAGCCUUCCCGACAGCCUCACCUCUGCAGCGUCCCCAGAAGACGGGCUGUCUGCUGAACUGCUCGAAGCUCAGGCUGAGGACGAGCCAGCACACAGUGAGGGUACUGACAGCCAGGCGGAGGCUGAGGAGCCGCUUGGCCAGGCCCACCCCUCUACCCCGGACGCACACCCUGGGCUGUGACGGGCUCUGUGACACCUCGAGGGCAGGCAGCCCCACUGUGUGGCCAACCCAUCCCUGUGCAGCCUUCCCUGGGCCAGGCUACUGCUGCUAGUGCCAGGCAGGUGGAGCUGGCUGGGCUUGUGUGUCUGCUCAGACCUUCCUCCAGGCAACAGGAGAUGGCUCCCAGCACUCAGCCUGCUAGUCCUGCUUUGGGGGUCUCAAGUGCUCUGGGGGUGGGAGAGGGCUUGGAGUAGCACACCAUGUUAAAUGCCAUGUCAGCACUGGGCAGAAGACAAUGGCUGCUUUGCUGCUUGGUGGAGUGGACAGCCCCAGUGGGUCGAGAGGAGGCCAAGGGCUUGGAGGGAGGGCAUCCUUGGCUCCCACCCCACUGGACCCCACAGGUCCAGUGCCUGCUGUCGUCACGCCUGCCCAGGAGGUGCAGACUGUGGGCACAAUCCAGUGUGAAAACGAGGGACAGAGGAAGGACACAGUGUCGGUAUUGGCUCAGUCACUUUGUAGGCUUGCUUAGAUUCUCUUCACGUAGCUCUACUAGCGCCAUCUGUACUGGAGGGAAGGAGCCCCCUUCUCUUGUGUGCCCUCUCGCCUGUCCCACACUGUCUGCUGGUCCACCUUCGUGUUUCCCCUCCUCCCAUGCCCAGGCCUCCAGGCCUGCUCCCCUCAGCCUGAGCCUGGCAGUGUGACCUCAAGCUGCCCUUGCCCAGAGGUCCUAGCUCUUCCCCUCCCCAUCUUUCUGUCCCCUACCCUCCAAACUCGGGGGGGGGGGGGUGUUAAAUGGAUACUGAUGCUAAUUACUUCCAGGGUGAAUACUGAACCAGAGGUUUCUUUCUCUAACCUGCUAUGAAGGAAAGUGACAAAUGAAAACAUAAAUAAACAUGUACUAGACACUGAAAUAUUUUAACUAAAGCUUUUAUUCUAUACAACUGUGAAAUACGGUACUUGACCCUUUUGGCAUGGCAGACUCCAAUGUUCUGGAAAUGGUGUUACGGUUUGACUGGAGGGACAGAAAGUCAUGCUGGGGGUGAGUGCAGCCACCCCAGGCUCGGCACGUGGGGCAGAGCAACCUAGGCAAAGCCGUGCCUUUUGCUCCAGGCCCCUCGAGCACACACAACUGUCGGCUGGGAGAGGUUUCUCUUUCUCUUUUUUUUUUUUUUUUCUUUUUUUUUUGCCAUUAAUUCACAACUAUUGCUAAAAAAAAAUGUGCACCAAAAGCACACUGCUGUAUCCAACAAAUAGAAAGGACUUAA